UUUUUGGUUUUGGUUUUCUGAAGCUGGAUCAUUACAUGAUGACUUUUUGUCCAGGCCUUUAAAUCUGCUUUCUCUAUUCCUCUGAUGCUGGCUAUCAUCUUGACGCUGGGGAUACUUACCUGGGACUGUGCAAGCAGUGACUGCCUUGGUUGACACAUUUCUCACUGAAGUCCGGCUUGAUUGGUUAACGACGAUGAAAUACAGAGCAGCGGCUCCGGCAAUCGACGGGAUCCGGGUAACCAUGGAGAGUGCCUUAACGGCUCGGGACCGGGUGGGGGUCCAGGACUUUGUCCUGCUGGAGAAUUACACCAGUGAAGCAGCAUUCAUUGAAAACCUAAGGAAACGAUUUAAAGAGAAUCUUAUUUAUACAUAUAUUGGAUCAGUUUUGGUGUCUGUCAACCCAUACAAAGAGUUGGAGAUCUACAGCAAACAACACAUGGAGAGAUAUAGGGGAGUCAGCUUCUAUGAAGUGUCUCCACACAUCUAUGCCAUCGCAGACAACUCUUACCGAUCUCUACGCACUGAGAGGAAAGAUCAGUGCAUCCUUAUAUCUGGAGAGAGUGGAGCGGGGAAGACAGAGGCCAGCAAAAAAAUCCUCCAGUACUAUGCUGUGACGUGUCCGGCCAGCGACCAAGUGGAAACUGUGAAAGACAGACUCCUGCAGUCCAACCCCGUUUUAGAAGCAUUCGGCAAUGCAAAAACCUUAAGGAAUGACAACUCAAGCCGCUUUGGGAAAUAUAUGGAUGUGCAGUUUGACUAUAAAGGAGCCCCGGUGGGAGGACACAUCCUGAAUUAUCUCCUGGAGAAGUCGCGUGUGGUGCAUCAAAACCAUGGAGAGAGGAACUUCCACAUCUUCUACCAGCUACUUGAGGGAGGGGAGGAAGAUCUGUUGCGCCGAAUGGGCUUGGACAAAAAUGCCCAGAACUACCAGUAUCUGGUGAAGGGUCAAUGUGCCAGGGUCAGCUCCAUCAAUGAUAAGAGUGACUGGAGGGUGGUUCGAAAGGCUUUGUCGGUCAUCAACUUUAAUGAGGAUGAUGUGGAGGAAUUGCUGAGUGUUGUGGCCAGCGUCUUACAUUUAGGAAAUGUUCAAUUUGGCGCCGACGAGCAGGGCCAUGCACUGGUCACAACCGAAAAUCAGAUUAAAUACCUUGCUAGGCUUUUGUCUGUUGACAGUGCUGUGUUGCGUGAAUCUCUCAUACACAAGAAGAUUAUUGCUAAAGGGGAGGAACUAAACAGCCCUCUGAACCUGGAACAAGCGGCGUAUGCGCGAGAUGCUCUGGCUAAAGCUAUAUACGGACGCACAUUUUCCUGGCUUGUCAGCAAGAUUAACAAGUCUCUUGCUUACAAGGGUGGAGAUGUCCUGAGCCUUAAUGCUUCAGUCAUAGGACUCCUGGACAUUUACGGGUUUGAAGUUUUUCAACAUAACAGCUUUGAACAAUUUUGCAUUAAUUACUGCAAUGAGAAACUACAGCAGCUCUUCAUAGAACUGACCCUAAAAUCUGAGCAGGAGGAGUAUGAAUCUGAAGGAAUUGCGUGGGAACCUGUCCAGUAUUUUAAUAACAAAAUCAUCUGUGACCUGGUUGAAGAAAAGUUCAAAGGCAUUAUUUCGAUUUUGGAUGAAGAAUGUUUGCGUCCCGGAGAUGCAACAGAUAUGACAUUCCUAGAAAAGCUAGAGGACACUGUGAAAAAUCACCCACACUUUGUGACGCACAAAUUGGGUGACCAGAAAACCCGAAAAUCUCUUGGGAGAGAUGAGUUUCGGCUGCUGCACUAUGCUGGUGAAGUAAACUACAGUGUAGUAGGAUUUUUGGAUAAAAACAAUGAUCUACUGUUCCGUAAUUUGAAAGAGGUCAUGUGUGACUCAGGAAACCCAAUCGUGCAUCAAUGCUUUGACAGAUCUGAACUAACGGACAAAAAAAGGCCUGAGACGGCAGCAACUCAGUUUAAGAAUAGUUUAUCUAAGCUGAUGGAAAUCCUCAUGUCCAAGGAGCCCUCUUACGUGCGAUGCAUUAAACCAAAUGAUGCCAAGCAACCAGCUCGAUUUGAUGAGGUUCUUAUCAGACACCAGGUGAAGUACUUGGGUCUCAUUGAAAAUGUACGUGUUCGCCGUGCUGGAUUUGCAUAUAGGCGCAAAUAUGAAGUUUUUCUGCAGAGGUACAAACCCCUUUGUUCUGAAACAUGGCCAAACUGGAAUGGAAGAGCACACGAUGGCGUCUUGGUUCUAGUGAAGAGCCUGGGUUAUAAGCCAGAAGAAUUUAAAAUGGGCAGGACAAAACUCUUCAUUCGUUUUCCAAAAACACUCUUUGCAACUGAGGAUGCCUUGGAAGAAAGGAAGCAAAGUAUAGCAACUUUUCUCCAGUCUAGAUGGAGAGGCUACCACCAGCGCCAAAAAUUCCUACACUUAAAACAUUCCGCUGUAACUAUCCAGUCUUGGUGGCGUGGAACAGUUGGGCGCCGAAAAGCAGCCAAAAGGAAAUGGGCUGUAGAAGUAAUUAGGAGAUUCAUUAAAGGCUUUAUUUAUCGGAAUUAUCCCCGCUGCCCAGAGAACGAGUACUACCUGGAUUAUAUCCGCUUCUCUUUCCUGAUGAAUCUAUUUCGUAAUUUGCCAAAGAAUGUGUUGGACAAGUCUUGGCCAACACCUCCUCCAUCACUGAAAGAGUCAUCAGAACUGCUGAGAGAGAUGUGCAUGAAGAACAUGGUGUGGAAAUACUGCCGGGGAAUCAGCCCUGAAUGGAAACAGCAGCUGGAGCAAAAAGCAGUUGCCAGCGAGAUCUUCAAGGAUAAAAAAGACAAUUACCCACAAAGUGUUCCAAGACUCUUCAUAAACACAAGACUUGCCAAUGAAGAGAUCAACACAAAAAUUCAUCAAAAUUUGGAAAACCAGGCACUCAUGUAUGCUGUUCCUGUUGUGAAGUACGAUCGGAAGGGCUACAAACCCCGAAAGAGACAGCUGUUGCUAACUCAGAAUGCUGUCUACAUCGUGGAAGAAGCCAAACUAAAACAGAGAAUUGACUAUGCCAAUCUGACAGGAAUCUCUGUCAGCAGCCUGAGUGACAACCUAUUUGUUCUUCAUGUGAAAUGUGAAGAUAACAAACAAAAGGGUGACGUGGUGCUGCAGAGUGAUCACAUGAUUGAAACAUUGACUAAAAUUGCCAUAACUGCUGAGAAAAUCCACAAUGUCAACAUUAAUCAGGGCAGCAUCAAGUUUACAGUCGGGCAGGGUAAAGAAGGAAUUAUCGACUUCACACCAGGCUCAGAGUUGCUUAUAGCCAAAGCAAAGAACGGACACCUAUCUGUGGUUGCUCCACGGUUGAAUUCUCGAUGAUGAAACCUGACUCCUCAAUAGGAAUCUGGUUCUUGAUAAAUCAGAUGGCUUCAAAUGCGUCCCUUUUUACCACUGGCUGGACAAUACAUCUUUUCUCGCAAUAGGACCUGACUCUGCUUUUAUAUUUUAUAGUUACCAAAGACCUGUGCUGCUUAAACGAUUACAUGAAAACAAAUCAUUUUAUAUAUUUGUUAUUUCAGAUUUUGUUUUAGAUUUUUAACCAUAACUUGCUUUUGCUAAGGCUGCCUCACUAGUGUGUUUUUGUGUAUUUCAUGUGCUCUUGCACAAGGUGUAAGGGGGAUACCCUUUCAAAGAGGGAAUAUGAUCGCUUAUACAUAUAUAGAAGCGUGUAAGCAUUUAAGCAGGAUUAUAUCCACCGGCCACCUUUGACUACCAGAUGCCUGCAGCUCAUUGCCUUAUAGUGCGGUGUGUUAACCUUGUGUAUUGAUCACCACCCUAGAAAGCAAUGGGUUAAGGUUCUUGGAUAAACAAAUGUUAUUGUAAACCGCUUUAGAAAGAGCAAAUUAUUGGUCUGCACUAAUUCAAAUAUGUAUUUAUGCAAUCUUAUUACUGCAAUAUAGUUACGUUUUUGAGGAGUAGUUAGGCAGAUUUUAUAGUCUUUUAUUCCACUAAAAAUAUUGUAUACAAUUUGUCUUUAAAAUGAAGGACAAAAAAAGCCUUAAAACGUCGUUAUUUUUUGUAAAACAAGACGAAUGUAAGCCAUACGUUUAAUAAGUGUGUGACCGUGUUAAUACAAAAACCAGUAAGUUCCAGUAGAAAAUUUGACAUAUUUCUUGCAAGGUCGAUCAUAUAUUGCAACUUUAAGAAAGUAUAAUGUGCAAUAGAUCCUGUCGUUACGCAGGGCACCUUAACUAACGUUUCUUAUAUAAAGAGAAGAAAAACACAUUUUUGCAACUAUUUAUCUAUUUCAUCUUUCACUCAAAACUUCAUUCUAUAUGCAAAUCUACUGUAUAUGUUAACCUGCCAUGCACAUAACACAAUGGAUUCCACUUCAAACUCCCACUGUGCACAGUCUUAAUUUAACCUGUCGGUUGCCAGUGGGCUAAAUAUUGCUGAAAUUCAAAGGGUUAAGUACUUCGAUUUUUGUUUAGGCUGUAAUGUUUGUUUCGUUAUAGUUAGCGUGGACCUUAACCAUUUAUAUCCUUCUUAACCCUGAGGGGUGCCAAACAUUCAAGAGUCUAAUAUAUAUAUAUAUGCAAUAUACUGACAAAUGACUUCUUUUUAGAAUAGAACUGUGUGAACGUCUUCUUGGAUAACACUGACCAACAGAGCUUUUUUUCCUCUUAUGAAUAUUUUUUUGCAGUUCCUUUUUUCUUAAUUGCAUAUAUUAUUCGUAAAAAAAAAUCUAUAAGGGCUGGUUAACCAAAACACUAGUAUAAAACUGCCAUAUUGGCCCAGUCACAAUACCACAAAAUGCAUUGUUUUCAUUUGCUGCCUCCAAGUGCCUUGCUUUAGAGUGUUAUCUUUUUUUUUUUUUUUUUUUUUGUAACGGAAUGUUUUUUUGGACACUACAGAUGACUAUUACCUUAUUUUCUCUGUCACGUGUAGUACACAAAGAUUAAGCAACUGUCCUGGCUCCUGGAGUCUCUUGUGCAGCUUCUUUUGACUACUUUACCUAGUUUUAAACUUUUUAGUCCAAAAAAUUACACAGUUUGGAGAAUACCUGCACAACAUUUCACGCAAGGGUGAGAGACCUACAGGUCCACCAGCAGGACAGAACUUCUAAAUGGCUCUGCUUAUGGACAAGUGACACUAAGAAUAUCCAGAAAUUCCAGAAAUGGAUACCACUUCUCUGUUUGUAUUAUUGGUAUAUGUACUUGUUCAAAUUAAAAAAAAAUGCUUUAAUGCUCAUAAUUUCAUUUGAACCUUUUCACCAAUAAAUGUGUAAACGAA
Messenger RNA from Spea bombifrons (plains spadefoot toad), 5239 nucleotides. It is a transcript of the gene MYO1C, whose product is annotated as myosin IC. Gene Ontology annotation, cellular component: actin cytoskeleton; vesicle; cytoplasm. Gene Ontology annotation, molecular function: microfilament motor activity; actin filament binding; ATP binding. The record is from RefSeq and is a predicted model, not a curated record. The coding region runs from base 194 to 3325 and encodes 1043 amino acids. The transcript has 32 exons. NCBI's taxonomy places the organism in Eukaryota, Metazoa, Chordata, Amphibia, Anura, Pelobatidae. Gene Ontology annotation, biological process: vesicle transport along actin filament; actin filament organization.